Molecule: messenger RNA, 495 nt
Organism: Venustampulla echinocandica
Lineage: Eukaryota; Fungi; Ascomycota; Leotiomycetes; Helotiales; Pleuroascaceae
Exons: 2
Coding region: 1-495 (164 amino acids)
Source: RefSeq, a predicted model, not a curated record
AUGGGGCCUAGACGACCAAAUAUCGCUACUAUCGAUACCAUUGCUGCUCAUCAUUUUUGUACGGCGCCUGCCCCGAUCACCGCUGAGCCAUUUGCCGAGGGUCAUUUUACCAAGAGCCCAUUUGAUCUGCCUCCUUCACAUAAUUCAGGCAGACCAACUACACCUUCAUCAAAUCAAUCAGCUCCCACAACGGCAGUUCUUGAGGAUGUUGAAGAUGACACGCUUCUAUUACCGGUACCAACAGGUUUCUUCAGAUCUCAAAGUGACAAUAAGAAGUGGGUUGUCGGGCCAAUUUAUAAUUUGUGGUACCCUGGUAGUAUACACAAAUGCGGCGACUUGCAAGACUUUAAUUGCGGGUCAUUUAUGAAUUCAGCUUCCUAUCUACGUGGUAUGACGGAAUUUGCUCUCGCCUCUCCCAAAGUUUGCAACUCGUCUAAUAAGGAGCUGGAGCCAGUAGAAAUUGCUAUAGUUAUAAGUGUUGUUUGCGAGGCAUAA